Messenger RNA from Daphnia magna, 1869 nucleotides. RefSeq lists its product as uncharacterized. Gene Ontology annotation, molecular function: nucleic acid binding; zinc ion binding. The record is from RefSeq and is a predicted model, not a curated record. The coding region runs from base 1 to 1869 and encodes 622 amino acids. NCBI's taxonomy places the organism in Eukaryota, Metazoa, Arthropoda, Branchiopoda, Diplostraca, Daphniidae. The transcript has a single exon.
AUGGCGGCUUCGUUGAGGGCACCUGAACCGUUUUCGUUCUCAUCAGCUAAUCUUGCCGCCGAGUGGAAGUUUUGGAGACGCCAGUUUGAGUAUUAUAUUCUGGCCACUCGCAAGGAUGAGAGGGACGAGGAGAUUCUGGUGGGAAUUUUAAUAACACUUCUGGGGGCUGACUGGCUGAAAAUUUUCGACACGUUUGUGUUCGCAACGUCAGGUGAUGAAAAGAAGAUAAAACCAGUGCUGGACAAGUUUGGUGACCAUUUCGAGCCCCUUAAAAGCGAAAUCUUCGAGAGGUUCAAGUUCUUACGUUGUCAUCAGCUGCCAGGCGAAUCGUUUGACUCUUGGAUAGUAUGCCUCAGGGGCAUGGCAAAAGGUUAUAAUUAUGGCGCGUCCGUUGAGUCAGUACUACGUGAUCAGGUGGUGUUGGGAGUGGCAGACUCACAAACGCGGGAAAAACUUCUCUUUGAAAAAACAUUAGACCUUGCCAAAGCGUGUGAUAUAGUCCGGCCAUUUGAAGCUUCAUGUGCCCAGCUAACACAGAUGAGUUCUGAUCGUACUGUUUGCCGGCCGGAGGAUUCGGUGAAUCGGCUAGUCGACAAGCAUGGCCGAAAAAGUGGUGGUGGCGCUCAGCAGAGGUUCGUCAGUGGUGGUGCCGACCAACAGAUGCUUGAUUGUUCGGGGUGUGGACGUCGUCAUGCAAAAGGCUGGUGUUCGGCCAAUCACAUCACCUGUUUUUCGUGUGGAGUAGCUGGUCACUAUUCUCGGCGCUGCCCCAAUCUUCAGCAGAGUCGGCAGCAAAACUUGCAUAGAGGUUCGUCAACGUCAGAGUCGUCUCGUGUUGGUGUGGGAUCUGCUCAAAAAGGGACAAAAAUGCAGCUUCAUUCGGUGGAAGGUGAGUCGGGCGUUGAAGCAGGAGAACGGUCAGUCGAAGAGUAUGUUUUCCACGAGCUCCAACAUGAACAAUACUCGUCGUUGGAGGAGAGUGAGUGGAGCGAGACAUUGAAGGUAGACGGCGUCAGCGUCAAGUUUAAGCUGGACUCGGGGGCUUCUUGCAACGUUCUGCCCAGUGAAGCGUUUCAGCGGUUGCCAACACGACGCAAACGUCUCCGUCCUGGACCGCGUCUGCGCCGGUAUGGUGCCAAACAUGGCUAUUUAACAGUUCUCGGCCUCCACACAGCGAAAGUGGUGAUUCGUGAUGUGGUACACAUAGUGGAUUUUGUGGUGGUGGACGAGCCAGGUCAGCCUUCCAUCUUGGGCCUUCCGUCUUGCCAGCGGCUCAACUUAAUACGGCGUGUUCAUUCCAUGGAAGUUGAUUCAUUUCAGCCAGCAGUGUCAGCCGUUGUCACGGAGUUUUUGGAUGUGUUUACGGGCCUGGGUAAGCUGCCGGUGGAGCAUUACAUACGGUUGGCCACGGGUAAUAAUGCGGUGGAUCCCGUCGUUUCGGCAGCCGGAAGACUUCCGUUCAGCCUUGAGGAGCCAGUGUUCAAAAAACAGGAUCAGAUGGAGGCGGACGGUAUUAUUGUUCCAGUUACAGAGCCUACGGACUGGGUAAGCCGUAUGUUGGUGGUAAGCAAGCCGGAUGGUGAUGUCAGACUCGUUCUGGAUCCUGCUAAUCUCAACAAAGCAAUCCUCCGACAACAUUUUCCGGUCCCGACUGUCGAACAACUGUUUGCUAAAAUUGGCAAAGCAAAGUUCUUUUGUAGUCUCGACGCGGCGUCGGGAUUUUAUCAGAUUCCGCUUUCAGAAAAGUCUUCGUACUUGUGCACUAUGGCGACACCUCGUUGCCGUUUCCGUUUUCUUCGGAUGCCGUUUGGACUAAAGUCGGCGCCGGAAGUGUUACGGAACGUUUUUAAAGACCGAGACAAUAGAUGA